AUGGGAUUAGACUCUAUCUCUGCUAUCGCACUCGGUCUCUCGCUUCGGCUGGUCGUCCAAGCCUCUUCGCCGCCUCCGCGUAUCGCCGGCACGCUCAUCGGCCUGUGGGAAGGCGCGGUGCUCUACCACUUCCUUGAACGCCUUCCCUCCGGCAGCCUUGACCCGUAUCUUGGACUUGGACUCCGAGUUUUACUUGACUGGCUCUUAACAGCCAGCUGGGUCCGCCAAGCGAUCAUACUGCUUUGGACCGUCGCCGGGCUGGUUAUCGCAGAUGCUACCCCCGCGUUCUGGUACGACCGGCAAAUGCAGCGCUUUGUGCGCCGAACGGAGAGGCAGUUGAAGGACUUCCGGUUGGAGGAGUUCUUCGCGAAUCUCUGGGAUCAAAUCAAGAAGUUCAAGUGGCCCGCGGCGCUGUCUACUUUGGGUUCAUGGCGCAUCCCAAACACUCCUCGGCAUGCGCGCUUCUUCCGCAUACCGCCCCUCAGUCGCAGCAACACGCAACCGCGUGUCGAGGCCGUAUCCCCUAGCGAACUUGCGCCAACAUCCACGCGCACUCGCAUCGUUGCACCGGGUCUUUCGACGCCAUCUAUAUCCAGUGGCUCUUCAACAGGUUCACAGACCUCAUCGACGGACCAGAACCCAGCGACGACUAUCGUUGCUAGUGCGCUACCAUCAGCGAUGCGCCGAGUCGCUUCAUCCAAAUCAUCUUCAUCCAGUGCAUCCGUUACAUUCGACCUCCCGCCCCCCAGUCCGCCCACUAGACGUAGGCCGAGCAUACCAAUGCCGCCUGCCAGCGAGAUCCCAUCCAUGGACGAUCCCCCAACCCCAACAUUGACGAAUGCGCCAACGCUGGCCUCGAGUCUACCGCCCAUCUCGGCUAUCAGCGUGCCCCGUACCCUGGCAGCUCCUCCCCCCGUUGCACCUCUCAAUGUCAGGAAAGCAACGCCAGCACCGUCACCUUUCCUCCAGGCAGCAUCAUCGCUUCCGCCGCCACGCCCACCUGUACCCAUUCCCGUGGUCUCAGGCGCCAUGACCCCUCCGCCGAUCCAGAGUCAAGCGCCCACGUCUAUUCCCAUGCCCGUACCACAUGUCGUAGUGCCGGUUCAAGAAGCGCACAUCGGUUCGCCGGGUGUGACGCUCAAUGUCGAAGCGCUACCGGAGAUCCCACCGCUUAUUACGCCAGGACUGCCUCUCAUGGUCGCCAAUCCGGAUGAGGAUGGUCCACCUCCACCGUUCAGCUCGUUGGACCACGCGCGCAGUUCAUCGUUCGUGCGUAGCACAGAUGAGAAGCAAGGGUACUCCGGCUCGCACAACCAUCCGCUACCCCCUAUACCGCAUACCCCAUCUGACGAUACGAUAACUACGACCGCGACCACCGCCGUGACCGCGCUCGAAGUGCCGACUACGAACGUAGCGCCGGACCUCUCUGCAUAUUCGGCGCAUCUACGCCCGCCGAAGCAACCCUCGGGGCCGGACACCGGCGCCUCAGCCGGUGCAGGGAACCGCGACUCGUGGUUCAGCGACCGAAGCGCAACUUCUAUCACCGGCCACUCGCGCGCGUCCGUACUCUCGCGUGCGGACGUACUUCGACAGGAAGCCGCCGCAGAGGAGCGUGCGCGGGAUAGGGCGGCAGCGAACAGGAAGAAGGCGUUGAACGAGAGGAGAUACGGAGAGGCUGUGAAGUUGAAGGUCGAGGAGGGCGAGAGGGACGAGAGGGCGAGGAGGCUACACGAGAAGGCAGCUCAGGCAUUCUUGAAAGCUCAGAACGAGCUUAUGAACCCACACUUCAGCCCGCUCUCACCUGGUUCGUCAGCAACGGCCAACACGGAGACGACGAGUACCAUUGACGUUCACCGAUUGCGUGUGCGCGAAGCCGUACUGGCCAUGGAACGCGCUAUCCGUGAUGCGCUACUCGCGGGUGGAGAGACGUUGCGGGUGAUCGUGGGUUCGGGCCAGCGUAAAGAUGGCAAGCUGCCCGUCCUUAAGCUCGCGCUCAUUCGUGAGCUGGAAGAUCAUCAUCUAGCGGCAACGGUCGAUCCCCAGAACCCAACCGUGUUGAUCGUGAAUCUACCUGUCACUUGA
Peniophora sp. CBMAI 1063 is the source of this 2082-nucleotide messenger RNA. NCBI's taxonomy places the organism in Eukaryota, Fungi, Basidiomycota, Agaricomycetes, Russulales, Peniophoraceae. The record is from the annotation of a GenBank genome assembly.